AUGGGCCGUGGGAUGUUCCAUUACCCCAACGGUCCUCUGCAGGAUAAACUGCAGUGGGCAGAANCACAAAGAGAUUCACAGGAAAUGGGAAUAAGAGCGUCAGCGCCAUUUUUGAAUCCACCGAAUCAACAACAAUCACGGAUUGGCAAUACAGACAAGGUGCGUUUUUACAGAACGCAUAGCGACGUGAAAAAGAACUGGCUAGAUGCCACCACGGUAGCGUCAUUGACAAAGUCCUCUAGACCACCUUAUACAAUACUCUCUACGACAUUACAUGUCCUUGGCAUUUCAGAGGAAUACAACAGUACUCACGGCCAUAAGAGUAGUAUAAGCGAUAAUAACGAACAGGUGACUUUACCACCUACAACU
Messenger RNA from Trypanosoma theileri, 369 nucleotides. RefSeq lists its product as uncharacterized. The annotation marks the transcript as partial. NCBI's taxonomy places the organism in Eukaryota, Euglenozoa, Kinetoplastea, Trypanosomatida, Trypanosomatidae. The transcript has a single exon. The record is from RefSeq and is a predicted model, not a curated record.